Messenger RNA from Brassica napus (rape), 519 nucleotides. RefSeq lists its product as uncharacterized. The record is from RefSeq and is a predicted model, not a curated record. NCBI's taxonomy places the organism in Eukaryota, Viridiplantae, Streptophyta, Magnoliopsida, Brassicales, Brassicaceae. The transcript has a single exon. The coding region runs from base 1 to 519 and encodes 172 amino acids.
AUGGAAACGCUAAUCUUAGCUGCAGAACAUAGGAAUCAGUAUCAUCAUCAUGGGAAGAAAACUGUUGGACGACAUAGUGAUGGUUUUAGAUCCAAAACUUUCAGGCAAAUCAAUUGCAGAACUUUCCAUUAUGGAGUGGGUUUGCUUCCAAGGCCAAAGAGAACCUCUUCAACGUCUUUAACCAAAGGAUCUCUUCCUUGCGGUAGAACCAUUCCCAUUCCCAUUCAAGGCUCUCAGAUCCGUUGUGAGUUUGUUGACAAAAGGAGAAGCCUUUCUUACUCUGAGCUUUGGGCAGGUCCUACUUACUCCAACUCUCCUCCACCUACUUCUGUCCCCAUUCCUAAGUUCUCUCUCACGCAAAAGAGGACGGUUUCUUUGAGCUUCCCACCUCCCCACCCUACUGUUGAAGCUGCCAAGUCUGCGCCUGUUUCUCCAACCUCAUCUGCUGAUAACCCUUUUCACACUACUGUCUCUGCCACUGUGACACUGCGUCGCAUGCUCAACCUUGACCAUGAAUGA